GGGAAGGGAAGGGAAGGGGGGGUCCAGCAUGUCCGUAAGCCCCAGCAGACACUCUCGCACCCCCUUCUCCGUCACCGACAUCCUGCACGGCCCAAUGGAGGACGUGUACCGCAGGUUCGAGCCGGGCCCUGCAGGUACCCUGUACCGCUACCAGCAGCAUCAUCAACAUCAUCAUCAUCAGCAGCAGCAGCAGCAGCGGCACCAGCACCCGCCGCAACAGCAACUGCAACUGGCCGCCGCCGCCGCCGGGUCUUCCGGCGCCGCAGCCUACAACGUGCAGCACUUUUCGGGCUCUCUCAGCGGGGGGUUCUGCGGAGGCGGCGCCGCCGCCGAGAUGACGGCCUACCAGGACGGCACCAGGGCGGCCUGGUACAGCGUGCCCGAAACAAGAUACGCGCCAAUCUCCCGGUUGGUGGGCUCCUGCGGCGGCGGCGGCGGCGGCGGGACGACGGCCUCGGACGGCGGCAAGUCGGCGUGGUCGGCCCCGCCUCGGCGGAAGCGGCGCGUCCUCUUCUCGCAGGCCCAAGUGCUGGAGCUGGAGCGCCGCUUCAAGCAGCAAAAGUAUCUGUCGGCCCCGGAGAGGGAGCACCUGGCCGCUCUCAUUCACCUCACCCCCAACCAAGUGAAAAUUUGGUUCCAGAACCACCGCUACAAGCUCAAGCGGCAAGUCAAGGACAAGGCGGCCGGCGGAGGCGGAGGAAACGACGACGGCGACGGCGACGGCGACGACGACGACAACGACGGAGGCCAAAGACAGGCCGGCCCCGGCCGCACUUCGUCGUCCCAGGCUCCUCCGACGUUAGCCAAGGCCGCCAGGCCGAGUAGGCGAGACUCCGAGCCGGCACCGGAGCGGCCCGACGAGGCGCUACUCGACUACACCGGCGGCGGCGCGUUCGCUUCCUCGACGGGCUCCGCUUUGCUCUACGGGAGAACUUGGUAGGCCGGAAGCGGCCCGAUCACGUGAUUCGUUCGGAUUAAGGACGUUUUUUUUUUUUUCUUUCUUCAAAAUGGGGAAAAUGUCAUACUCUCGCCGUGAUUUCAGCUUGAUUUUUUUUGACGCUCGUCACACCUCAUCCUCACAUUGGCCGUCCUCGACGGCACUGGACGUCUAAUCAUGAACUGUAGACCCGCUAGUUCAAAUGGAACGUCGGCUAGUGAUCAACUCAUUGGAAGACGGGGCGCACCUUGGCCAGAGGAAGAACAACUCGUUGAAGGCCAAUCCAUCUGAACUGGGAGGGAUGGCGGGAAAUGAACAAACGUUCAAAUGACCGGCGAUAAACUCAUUUCAAUUGAAGCGUGAAAAGAUCUUUAGCAAUAUGGUCGCCCUGAGGCCGUGUUGGGAGGGGCGACGACGCAUUGACAUUCAAAUGCAUUUCACCAGUUUUACUCCCGUCAAAGCAUCUGAUCACGGGUUCAUUCGCUGCCACCACCAGCACCCUCCUGGCUCAUAUGGCUCGGACAUCUAGUCACAAUAAACCGAUUGGUGGGAGCUAGGGUGCGCCUUUGAUUUUCAACUCAUUGGUUGCCAUGGACGGCGAUGGACAUUUGGACGCCUGUACUCGUAUAAAUAGUUGAGACGAUCUUGUUAAAACAUCUGGAGCUUUUAUACUCACACAGGAUGAAAUUAAUAAAAUAAAAUCACAUGGCUUGUUCUUUUAUUUGGACAAGUUGGUAAAAGACGGUGAAUCUCACAGAUACAACAUUGACCGAUUAAAAUUUUCAUUGGACAAAAUUGUUUUUUUGAAUCAAAGUUUAAAAAAAAAAAAAAAUUCAUGCGACAACACGAGAAUUAAAAAAAAACAAACAAAAAAAAAACAGGACGUUCACUUCCAGGUGUAUCUUCUGGACGGCGGUGGCGCCGGAUAACCGCCUCUGUUGUGGCUCUAAAAACAUAAGAGAGAUGAAAAAUGAUCAGCUUUAGAGCAGCAUUUUAUCCUGAAAGUACGUUUUAGUUCAAUAAAAAGUCCUCUCCAACAUGACGUUCAAUUUUGGCAAAUUGAUCAUUUCUGGCCUCAAUUUCAACCAAAAUAUGUAUUUUGAAAGUUAUGUAUAGUCAAACUUUUUAUUUUGAACAAGGAAUACAUAAAAUGAGGGAGGAUAUCCCAGACUUUCUAUUUUAGGCUCAAUCUACAUGCGCAAAUACCAAUGUAUUUUCUACAUGCAUGCACAAAUGUUUUAGUCAUAACGCACUGUUAGGACUCCAAAAUGGAAUGCCAGUAGUGACUUAUUGGUCAACUCUUUGUCACAGAUGAUGAAUUUUUGGCCUUGCAAAAAUAAAAGCUACAUUUUUGAAAACUGGAAAUGAAUGGGGCUUUACCUUGCAUCCCAAAAAAUGUUUUGCUUUGAGAUGCAAGUCAAUAGUGAACAGACUUUUUUGGGCGGGUUUUAAUUAUGUAAGUUCAUGAAAAAAAAUUGGGUAGAGGAACUGAAUUUUGGGACUAAU
This is a messenger RNA of Corythoichthys intestinalis (scribbled pipefish), 2443 nucleotides long. Its product is annotated as homeobox protein Nkx-2.4-like. Gene Ontology annotation, cellular component: nucleus. Gene Ontology annotation, molecular function: RNA polymerase II cis-regulatory region sequence-specific DNA binding; DNA-binding transcription factor activity, RNA polymerase II-specific. The coding region runs from base 29 to 940 and encodes 303 amino acids. Gene Ontology annotation, biological process: cell differentiation; regulation of transcription by RNA polymerase II. The transcript has 2 exons. NCBI's taxonomy places the organism in Eukaryota, Metazoa, Chordata, Actinopteri, Syngnathiformes, Syngnathidae. The record is from RefSeq and is a predicted model, not a curated record.